AUGACCAACACACACGAACCCCCUACGGCCAAUGGCACCACCCAGAUCCCGAAGAAACAAAUCCUCCUCAACGCCUUCGACAUGUUCACCCCCGGCCAUCUUUCACCAGGGCAAUGGAAGGACCCGUCUGACCGCUCCACCACCAAGUUCGAGUCGCUUGACUAUUGGAUCAACCUGGCCAAACUCUUGGAAAAGGGAGGCAUCAACGCGCUUUUCUUGGCGGAUACGUAUGGCGGGUAUGAUACGUACGAGGGCAGCUUGGAUGAGUGCGUGAGGAGGGGGGCACAGUGGCCGGUGGGGGAUCCCAUUAUUCCCAUUUCCGCAAUGGCGGCCGUUACGAAAAAUCUCGCCUUUGGUAUCACGGCUUCCACUUCCUUCGAGCCUCCCUUCUUGCUGGCGAAGCGGUUCUCGACGCUUGAUCAUUUGACCAAAGGCCGAAUUGGUUGGAACAUCGUGACGAGUUGGAAGAAGAGCGCAUUCAAGGCUAUCGGGCUCGACAACCCCAUCGAACAUGAUCAGCGGUACGAGCAGGCUGACGAGUACUUGAGGGUGUUGUACAAACUCUGGAACGCCUCCUGGACCCCCUCCGCCAUCCAACUCUCCCCAUCCUCUGACAUCUACAGUGACCCCUCGCAAAUCCGGCAAAUCAACCAUUCCGGGAAAUACUUCCAACUGUCCACCCCGCACAUCGUCCCGCCCUCCCCGCAACGCACCCCGUUCCUCUUCCAAGCUGGCACCUCCUCAGCGGGCUCCGAGUUCGCGACAACUCACGCAGAGGCAGUCUUUGUAUCUUCCCAUUCUCCCUCGGUUUUGGCACCCAAAGUCCAAAAGCUGAGAGAGUUGGCGCGACAAAAAGGUCGCGAUCCUGCUAGUUUGAAGGUGUUCGCGACCUUUACUCCCAUUGUUGGCCGCACGGAAGAGGAGGCACUAGCCAAGUAUGAAGAAGCGCGCAAAAACGCCAGCGUCAUUGGUGGAUUGGUCCUCUUUGCUGGAUGGACGGGGAUUGAUAUUAAUCUGUCGAUUCUGGAUAACUUCACCACUCCUUCGGAAGAGGUGCCUAAAUGGACGCCGCGCGUAGUAGCGGAACGAGCAGCAAUUGGUGGUCUGGGGCCUGUGGCGGUGGGGACGGCGGAGCAGGUGGCAGAUGAGAUGGAAAGAUGGGUGAGGGAGGCAGAUGUUGAUGGGUUUAAUGUCGCGUAUGUGACGACGCCUGGGACGUUUGAAGAGGUGGUGGAGUUAUUGGUGCCGGAGUUGAGGAGACGGGGCCUAUAUCCGGAGCAAGCACAUGAAGGAGCGGAGGCAUGGACGGCGAGAGAAAAGGUGUAUGGAAGGGGGCAGAAGCAGUUGAGAGCGGAUCAUGUGGGGAGAAAGUAUGAUUGGGAUGUGUAUGUGGAGGAGGAGCCUUAUAAGGCUGAAAAGGAGGCGGAGGAAAAUGCAGAGGCGUGA
This is a messenger RNA of Neurospora crassa OR74A, 1446 nucleotides long. Its product is annotated as xenobiotic compound monooxygenase. Lineage: Eukaryota; Fungi; Ascomycota; Sordariomycetes; Sordariales; Sordariaceae. The record is from RefSeq and is a predicted model, not a curated record. Gene Ontology annotation, molecular function: oxidoreductase activity, acting on paired donors, with incorporation or reduction of molecular oxygen; monooxygenase activity. The transcript is spliced from 4 exons. Bases 1 to 1446 code for a protein of 481 amino acids.